CAUUUUGAGUUUCAUCUCACAUACGAAGGGACAAACAACUAUGGGACUUUUGACUUUUGUGGCCGCAGCGGCGGGAGCAACGGGGGCGGUGGUCGCCGCACCGUUUGUGCUGACUGCAGUAGGCUUCACUGCAGGCGGGAUAGCUGCGGGAUCCAUAGCCUCCGGCAUGAUGUCCGCCGCAGCAGUGGCUAACGGAGGAGCUGUGGCAGCCGGUAGUUUGGUGGCUUUGGGGCAGGCAGCAGGUGCAGCCGGUCUGUCUGCAGGAGCCACAGCAGCAGUUGCGACGACGGGGGGGGGGGGGGGGCGGCAGUGA
Messenger RNA from Clupea harengus (Atlantic herring), 313 nucleotides. Its product is annotated as interferon alpha-inducible protein 27-like protein 2. The coding region runs from base 41 to 313 and encodes 90 amino acids. The record is from RefSeq and is a predicted model, not a curated record. Lineage: Eukaryota; Metazoa; Chordata; Actinopteri; Clupeiformes; Clupeidae. The transcript is spliced from 4 exons.